GCUGUUUCCUGUCUACAGUGUCUGUGUAAUGUAGAUAAAUGUGAGGAUUUUCUCUAAAUCCCUCUUCUGUUUGCUAAAUCUCACUGUCACUGCUAAAAUCAGAGCAGAUAGAGCCUGCGCAAUGGAAUAAAGUCCUCAAUAUUGAAAUGUGACAUUGCUCUCAACAUCUCACAUCUCUCUGGAUUUCUUUUUUCUCAUCAUUACUGCUAACAAAUUCAUUUCCAGACUUUGCACUUUUAAGAAGCAAUGGAAAAAAUCAACAGUCUUUCAACACAAUUAGUUAAGUGCUGCUUUUGUGAUUUCUUGAAGGUGAAGAUGCACACUGUGUCCUACAUUCAUUUCUUCUACCUUGGCCUGUGUCUGCUUACCUUAACCAGUUCUGCUGCAGCUGGCCCAGAAACGCUCUGUGGUGCUGAGCUGGUUGAUGCUCUUCAGUUUGUGUGUGGAGACAGAGGCUUUUACUUCAGUAAGCCUACAGGGUAUGGAUCCAGCAGUAGACGCUUACACCACAAGGGAAUAGUGGAUGAAUGCUGCUUCCAGAGUUGUGACCUGAGGAGGCUGGAGAUGUAUUGUGCUCCAAUAAAGCCACCUAAGUCUGCACGCUCUGUACGUGCUCAGCGCCACACUGAUAUGCCAAAAGCACAAAAGGAAGUGCAUUUGAAGAAUACAAGUAGAGGAAACACAGGAAACAGAAACUACAGAAUGUAAGAACAUGCCAUCCACAAGAACGAAGAAUGAAUGUGCCAUCUGCAGGAUACUUUGCUGUAAAUAAAUUAUUUGUUAAACAUUGGAAGACUUAAAAAAAAAAACAAACCUAUGGCUUAAUAAGCUCAAUGCAAUCUCAACCAAUGGGCAUUCUCCCAGUGAACAAUGCAACUAAACAUUCCAAUAUAAGUCUUUAGAGAACAGAACAUUUUAAGCAGCCCAGAGCUAAAAAUUCUGUGGUUGAUAUAUUACUGUUUGUUAACCUGUUUUAAAUGUCCUGCACAAAAUCUCUUAAAGUCCUGUGCCCCUCAAAAGCCUACAAAUUUAUGGGCCUUUGAUGGAUCCAAUUGCACUAAAUUAACCUAUGAA
Molecule: messenger RNA, 1074 nt
Organism: Apus apus (common swift)
Lineage: Eukaryota; Metazoa; Chordata; Aves; Apodiformes; Apodidae
Gene: IGF1
Product: insulin like growth factor 1
Exons: 4
Coding region: 247-708 (153 amino acids)
Cellular component (GO): extracellular region
Molecular function (GO): growth factor activity; hormone activity
Source: RefSeq, a predicted model, not a curated record